GCCCAGGCAGCCUCCUCACUUGCCUCUCCUUCAGCUGCUGCCUGGAGCUUGUCAGCCCAGAAACCAUGCCCCUCGGUCCUCUGUGUCUGGGCCUUGCCCUGCUGGGAGCCCUGCAGACGCUGGCCCAGGACUCCACCCCAAAGCUGAUCCCAGCCCCACCUCUGCUCAGGGUCCCGCUGCAGCCCGACUUCCAGGAUGACCAGUUCCAGGGGAAGUGGUACGUCGUAGGUCUGGCAGGGAAUGCAAUUAGGAAAGAAGAACAAGGCCAGUUUAAGAUGUACACCACCACCUAUGAGCUGAAAGAAGAUCACAGCUACAACGUCACCUCCACCCUGCUCAGGGACCAGCGCUGUGACCACUGGAUCAGAACUUUCGUCCCAAGUUUCCAGCCCGGCCAGUUCAGCCUGGACAAUAUCCAGAACUUCCCUGGAAUGCGGAGCUACACCGUGCGGGUUGCAGCCACCGACUACACCCACUUUGCCAUGGUGUUCUUCAAGAAGGUUCAAGGAAACCGGGAGUACUUCAAGACCACUCUCUACGGGAGGACCAAGGAGCUGACCCCUGAACUGAAGGAGAGAUUUGUCCGCUUCGCCAAAUCCCUGGGCCUCACGGAUGACUACAUCAUUUUCCCUGUCCCGAUCGAUGAGUGCAUCGAUGGGGAGUGAGCACGCAGUGCUUCCUGUCUCUCUCCGCCCCCAUCACCCUCGUGUCGGCCUCUGCCCUGGGUGCCACCCAGAUGCCCCCACCAUCCUGGACACCAGUAAGAGCCAGGAGACCCUACUCACAGCACAGCCCCCAGCUCCUCCCGGGGCUGCCCUGUGGAUGGAUUCCCUCCUUUCCUGCUAAAUAAACACCUGCUCCAGAA
Molecule: messenger RNA, 865 nt
Organism: Manis pentadactyla (Chinese pangolin)
Lineage: Eukaryota; Metazoa; Chordata; Mammalia; Pholidota; Manidae
Gene: LCN2
Product: lipocalin 2
Exons: 7
Coding region: 66-665 (199 amino acids)
Molecular function (GO): small molecule binding
Source: RefSeq, a predicted model, not a curated record